Symbiodinium necroappetens is the source of this 219-nucleotide messenger RNA. NCBI's taxonomy places the organism in Eukaryota, Dinophyceae, Suessiales, Symbiodiniaceae. The record is from the annotation of a GenBank genome assembly.
AUGAGCACCAAGACUGCAACCCUGGAUGAGAGCCCACUGAGCCUAAGCGACUCGGCCGAGCUGCAGUUUGGUCUGCCAGAUGACUUUCUGCUCCCACCUCCAGCCACCGAGAUGGACAUCGAUGGAAGUUGGGGGAGUCUCGCCCAGAUGAAGACGGGAGGGUACGAGGUUCCCAUCUCCGGUGUGACUCUUGGCGCCGCGAAGUUGGCGCCCGGUCAG